Molecule: messenger RNA, 6062 nt
Organism: Pristis pectinata (smalltooth sawfish)
Lineage: Eukaryota; Metazoa; Chordata; Chondrichthyes; Rhinopristiformes; Pristidae
Product: lysosomal amino acid transporter 1 homolog
Exons: 10
Coding region: 1257-2225 (322 amino acids)
Source: RefSeq, a predicted model, not a curated record
AACUGUUAUAUAGUAGGCAAAAAAGUUAAUUGAUGAGAGUUAUUACAAAAUAAGAAAUAAAGUUUCAAACUUGCUUUGAAUCUCAACGUUAACUACUGAAAGAUGGUUAAAGAAACUGCACACACCCAUUCCCUCUAAGAAGGGGAAGAUUAGAAACAAUUGAUAUAAUUCUUCUUAAAAUACAACUGUACAUUAGUUUAUCAACAGUUCAUAUGUUUGGCGACAACUGAAAUGUUUGAUAUUGGAACGUAGGUUCAGUAGAACCGCACAAAAAAAAACUAAAGUUACAUCAAGUUCCAAUACGAGUAAGGGUCGGUUUCAAAGGAAGGCGCCGCCAUUAUUUCCAGUACAGAAGAACCACUUCCACAGUCUGAUGUGAUGGCCCCGUCUGAAAAAGGAGACCCAAUCGACAGAGUGCAGCUUCAUGUCCUCGAAAUGAAAUAUUUUGCUAAAGAGAUAGCGCCAGAGCGAUUGGCUUUCAAGCAGUCAUAAAUUACAGAGACUGAGAAACCUUCCAAAGAAAUGUGGUUGAAGUACUCAAGUUCGACCCCCAAAGUCUUCCAGAAUAAGGGGCAGUACGGUAAGGAAAUACUAAAUUGCCGAACUCUUUCACCUUUAGUUAUCUUUAAAAAUGUGCCUUAUUCCGUUUGAAGAUCCCAGUCUGCCGAUACAGAGGCGCUGUCGAUGGAGCAUCCUGUUAAUUGUGUGUGGUCCGGGUUUUGGAUUGCGGCUUGGCGCUGGUCUUGCUGAGUUAUAAUAGAUUGUUCGCAAUGCCAAAUUAAAUGGGGGAAUACAUAGUGUAAUAUUGCCUGGUGUUAUCUCUAUCUUCAGCCAGGAUAAGGAUGGGGAUGUGGUGCUUCUGAGCGAUCUUUGAGGUCUGACUGCUAAUUGACUGAAGACUGUGAGUGUGCACCACCAUUGUCUUUCCACCUGUGAAGAUUAACCCUCUCAGGCUGCCUCCCCUGAGAGACUGUGGCCCGGAGCACAAUGUAAGAAAGAGUGGACUCCCAAUGACGUGCAGUCAGUAACCUUGAAGCUUGCAAGGUGUUGGAAGAUGUGUUCCAAUAUGCACAUGUGAUUCUGCAGAGUGACGCUUGUUGGAAGUACACUAGGAGCUGUUGGUUGAUAACAUCUUGAUGACUGACUAAAAAUAAAUAACAAAUUCCCUGAGCAAGUUCCAUUAACUUGAAAUAUUAGAUUUCCAGAUUCAGGGUACAACAGUUCAGUUAUCUCCAAUUUCCCUGUGUAUACGUACUAUGGGUGCUUUAAUACAGUUUACAUUGAGACGUCACAAACCCAAUCUCACUGUGGCUAGGGAUGGAUCCUUAUGUGGAAAUGAAACCUGGCUAUCCACUGUAUUGGAAGAAUGUGUACAGGAUCUCUGGGAAUUCUGGAGUGCCAUUUUAGGACUUUCCUCGAUAUGUUGUUUUCUUUUUGCUUCUCUACCUCAAAUGCACAUGGCUUAUAAGAAUGGCAAGGUUGACCAGGCAUUGUCCAUGUGGUUUCUUCUUUAUUGGAUAUGUGGUGACAUCACCAAUUUUAUUGGUUGCUACUUAUCCAAUCAGCUGAUUAUUCAGACUGUUACAGCUAAUUUUUAUGUAACCCUUGACAGCAUGCUGAUCUUGCAAUUUGUCUAUUAUAAACUGAGGAAUAGGAAAGGCAAAUGUAAGCAGCGUUUCAUCUGGUCAAAUUCACUCUUGAAGUGGCUGUGUGUUACCUGGGUUAUAAUAUGUGUGAUAACAAUGAUGACUACAUUAUGUUUAUUGAAAAUAUCUUACCACAGUAGGAGUCCCCGAAGACAACUGAGUACCUAUGACAAUGUUGAAUUUGUGGGAUAUUUAUGUGGCUAUAUGUCCUGCAUAUUUUAUCUUGGCUCUCGUUUUCCUCAGCUAUAUAAAAAUUUCCAAAGGAAGUCCACAGAAGGUACAUCCUAUUUGCUGUUUGCACUAGCAAUGUUGGGCAAUACUACGUAUGGAAUGAGUGUGGUAGUGAAAGUGCCUGAAAAUAAAGCAUCUGCCAAAAAGUACAUCCUCCAUCAUCUGGCCUGGUUAAUUGGUAGUUUUGGAGUGCUUUUGGUGGAUUUUUUUAUUACUGCACAGUUUAUUAUUUAUCGCAGACCGAGCAAGUUCUCUUCCCGUUCAGUUCCAGAAGUGGCACCUCUUCUUGAUGAUGAAGACCAACUGAACAACAUUAUAAAAUUAGAGCAAUUUAACAAGACAUUUUAAAAGUUUUUAAUUAAGUAUAAAAUUGCUCUGAAAGUUCUUCUUGGACGAUUCUUCUUGGACAAUUCAAUAUAGUUAUUUUGAUGUUUACUGUUCUCUUGAAACUGUUGUCUUUAUAAGGUUCAUAUGGUUUCAUAUUUAUUUAAAAAUGUGAAAUUCUCGAAAUUGUCUCUUACUCCAACAAUCUGCUUGGUAUUGUCUCAUUCUUAUGCUCUAUUGAUCAAGCAUAAAUUACUUGUAAGACAAGGUCCUGAAAAUGACUUACUAGCUCUAGGCCAUACUGUUUGGUUUCUUUUGAUGACCAUUCUGUCCCCUAUCAAAAGAACAACAUUCUUGGCACUAAAACUAGAUCCUGACUUGAGACCAGGCCCUGUUCCCAGCUGCCACCUGAACUUGGGUAAAGACUCCUUUCAGCUAUCCUUCAUGUGACUUUUCAGGCAUGUCGUACUUACAAUGACCUAUGUCAGUCCAAUGGAUGCCUCACUUUAUAAUGUUUUUUCUACCUGUACAAAUAAUCACUAAAUCCCUUCUUUUCUAAAAAAAAAGCACAUAAUCCACGAAAGCACUUGGUAUUCGGGAACAAAGUGUAAGGUUAAAGCAUCCAUCAGUUUUACACUUGAAGCAUAUCACACUUAGUUUGAUAACUAGUCAUUAUUUCUUAAAAUAUGGCUAGUUCAGUGAGGAAUGAAAAACAAGAAACUGCAGAUGCUGGGACUUUGAAAUAAAACCUGAAAUUUCUGGAACUAUUCAGCAGAUCAGAUAGCAUCUGUGGAGACUGGAAAAAAAAACAGGGCCUAACAUCUCAGAUUUAUGACCUUUUGUAACAACCAAGAAAGUUUUAAGUUUCAGUGAAGUGGGAGGCUCAAAAGUGGUGGUGCCAGCUGAGAGAUCUUGCUGAAGAUUCGUUAGUUGCAGAUUAUCUGUCUGGAGGAGAUGCAAAUAGAAGAUCUGUGGGAACAGAAGAGAUGGGUGAAAAAAACAAUGCUGGAACUAUGAGAUACAAAACACUGCCAUUGCUGGGAAUACUCAGCAGGUCAGGCAACAUCUGUGGAGAAUGAAAAGGGGAAUUAAUAAUGAAGUUGAUGAACUUACAUCAGAACAAGCCAGAUCUGAUACAAACUUGGACUGUUGAUUAUCUGAAAUUGUUGAGUUUAUUGUUGAGUCCUGAGGUUUGUUUUGUGAAAUGCAGAACCUUGAGCUUACAUUGGGCUUUGUUGUUGGGACAGUUUAAGAGGGCAACAACAGAAGUUGGAGCGGAACUAGGAUAAAAACUUAGUGUGAGGCAAAUGGAAACUUAGGGUCGACCUUGUAAAUGUGUUCUGCAAAGCGACCGUCUAAUCUAUGUUUGGCUUCUCCAACAUAAUGAAUACCAUAACAUGAGCAAAGAAUACACUUCACUAAAUCCAGGGACCCAAACACUCCUUCCAGGUGAAGCAGCAAUUCACUUUUUUCUAAUUCUGAAAUUUGUUCAAUUCAGUCCAGCGUGCUUUUUCUAAAAACAGAACAGGGAAAGACUAUUGUAUAUUUACCAUUGAACAAAUGGAAAUCAAAAAUGCCGGUACUUUGUAUCAUGAUAGUUAAACUAAAAUCUGAUUUGCAAAACUAAUAUAAUGUUAUAUUGAGAUGCUUGCCUUCAUGUUGACAUUCCUGCUAUACUGGGAUAUAUGAAAACCACUCAGAAUACUGAUAACUAGAAGUCUCACUUUUUAUUGCGCCUGCUAUCUGCAUAAAUGAUCACUAUAAAACAUGAAGUAUUUGUGGUUGAGGGAAUGUAUUUGCUGUGUUUACCUUGUCUGUGCACUGUAUAUUUACACGUUCAUGAUUAAUUUACAAAAUUGUUUACCUUAAUGAAAUUGAGCCGUAUGAAUUUAUAGCCAGCAUUUUUGUCAUUCACCCCAUAUGGUGUACACCAGCUCUUUUCCUGGAGUAGUCCAGAGUCACUCCACUGAUCACUGAUAUUCUUCCUCUCUCAGCCCUGAUUCCUCCCCUUAUUUAAAUACUUGUUGCUUCUCUAAAAUAAGUUUAACAAGCCUUCACUUCUACAUGUCCUCAUGCAAAGCAUUCUAUGUUCUCGCAUUUUGUGGCGUAAAGAUAUUUCUCUUAUGCCAUCUCAAUGAUGAUGGCUUUGAAUUUGUAGUUUCUUGUCACUGAUUUCUCAAUCCUCCUGCCUUAUUCAGCCUAUCAAGCACUUAACCGUUUUGUUGAAAAUAGCCCCAAUAUUUCAUAUAGUUUGUUUCCAAUAUCUCCUUUGGAUGGACAAUAUUCAAUCCUUGGGUUUUCUGCUAAGACUGUAUGUUGAUAUAUAAUGUGGAAAUUGUAAGAGUGCAGCAAAACUGAGAAGUCAAAACAUCCUCCUUUUUAACAUUAAAGGACAACUUAGAUAUUGUAGAAGUGCCUAUGAUAAUUAACAUUUUAUUUUUGGUUCUCAAUAAACGGAUGUUGCUGGAAAAUAGAAAUUAAAAAAAUAAAGUGUUUUGUAAAGCAUUAAACUUUCCUUUACUCUUUCGCCUUCCCAGGCUUAAACUAGUUUAUGGUCAACAAUAAUGAUGAACUUGCCUGUAUAACUUUCAGCAGGUAAUUGUUAUGCCCCUCAUUGACCAAUCCCAAGAAAAAAAAUUCCUUAGACUUCUGUAGCUAAGGUUAUCAAAGUUGCCAUUUUCACGCUAUGUGGAUAUUUCCCUGACCAUUAUUUAGUUCUCUUGUGAUCACCUCUUUGGGAGUUUUUGCAGUUUGCUAUAAAUUAAGGCUAGUAGUAUCAGCAAUGGGAACAAAAUAAACCUGCAUUUUUGAACUACUGCAUAAAUCUAGAAAAUACUGGAAAUGCAGAACUGGUUCAUUAGCAAAUGUGUUAAAAUGGGUAGAGGGAAGUAGGGAAUGGGGGAAGAGAAAGGUAUAGCAGAUAGGUCUUUGUUCCAUUUCAUCCUGCAUGUCAUACAUCAAUCUAAUGGAUAACUCAUGGUACUCAGGAGCUGGAAGCAUAAGCAAUUUAAAGACCUUUUUGCCUCACUUGUCUACUUCUUGCUUUUGAGUGAUACUCAUCGCUUUCAAGCUUACACUGAAACAACCAUCUUUAACACUGUCUCAUCUUCAACUUUUCCUCCCCUGAAAGCUCUCACCAAUUUUUUCACCCUCAUUAUUCAAAUCCCUUUUCCUGUCCCCCAUUAUUCAGAUUCUUUGAGUGUCUAUCUGUAGCCUCUUGCCUUAGAUCAAAGUGUAUUUUUUUGGGACUCCAUCCAUGGCAUUAAUUGGCCACAUUCCUCUGUUGCCCUUAGUCUUUCUUUGAACUCCUGUUCUUAACUUGAACCUUCCAUUCUGUUAAAACUAAUGCUGCUUUUAUGUGACAUAAAUAUUUAUAUCUGAAUGAGUCCAAAUAGCAAAUUUAUGACUUUGCUUCCUAACUUGCAUGUUUUUUUUUAAGUUCUCAAACUUAAAUCCAAAAGUAUUGGGUUAAGAUAGGAGAUAACUGUCUCCGCCUCCCACUUUGGCUCUCUGGCCCAUAAUGUCCAAUUCUGCAUAGCCUUGAAGCUGCUUAAGUAGAAUUGAAAUGGCAUACUCAGUGUUUAGCUCCAGCCUGCUCAGCUAAGCUACUCACAGCAAAACAUUGACUUUUUUUCAAGCUUUCAGAUACUGAUUGAUCUGCUGCAUAUUUGCUGAACCAUUUUUAUUGUAUAUGUAUCUGAAUAGUUUAUAAACUUUAUUUGAAUGUACACUGUGAGGUACAAUUGUUUAGAAUGUAGUCAAGGUUAAUAUUUUUGCCAUUAGCACCAAUGCUUGCAGAAAUUAAGCAGGUAGAAUUAAUAAUAUGGCAACUUAAGGUUGCAAUGUUUCUUCUGUUGUAUA